Messenger RNA from Populus trichocarpa (black cottonwood), 1107 nucleotides. RefSeq names its product zinc finger protein 6. The record is from RefSeq and is a predicted model, not a curated record. Gene Ontology annotation, molecular function: DNA-binding transcription factor activity; transcription cis-regulatory region binding. Lineage: Eukaryota; Viridiplantae; Streptophyta; Magnoliopsida; Malpighiales; Salicaceae. Gene Ontology annotation, biological process: trichome differentiation; gibberellic acid mediated signaling pathway; cytokinin-activated signaling pathway. Bases 227 to 946 code for a protein of 239 amino acids. Gene Ontology annotation, cellular component: nucleus. The transcript has a single exon.
GCUAUAUAAUAAUCUAUAUAUAGGUUUAGGUUCUAGUUUUCUUGCUGUGGUGAUUUUCUUGAAUAGUCCUUGCCUUCUCCUCCUCUUGUCCAUGCGAUUUUCACAACCAACUAAAGCUCCCUUUCUUUUCAUGUCUCAGCUUCUCGAUCAAAUUCUUUUUCUAUAGAUUAGACGUACACUACUGUUUUAACCUUUUUAUAUAUCCUUUAUAAGCACUCGCACACAUAUGCGAUCACCCCCUAGCUCACUGAUCGUCAUAAUUCGAACUCUUUUUUGCAGGCAGGCUCUCUCUUUUUCUCUCAUGGAUAGUAUUGGCUGUCUCACAAAAUCUAGUACCAUCACUAGCAACAACACAACCCUAAAACUAUUUGGCUUCAACAUUUCAGAGAACACCCCUACCGUACCUUUAGAUUCAAGCAAAUCUCCAUCUGGGUCACAAGAACCAGAGAGUAGUUUCCAAUCCUCCAAAGGGAGGAAAUAUGAGUGUCAAUAUUGUUACCGUGAGUUUGCAAACUCUCAAGCCUUGGGCGGUCAUCAAAACGCUCACAAGAAAGAAAGGCAGCUUUUAAAACGUGCACAAAUGCAAGCCACCCGCCGCCUGGCUUUAGCUUCCUAUGUUACCAUACCAAAUUCCAUGUUCUCGACGUUUAUUCCAUCGCCACCGCACCUCCUUGAUCCGGCUGUGGUUCCGGUGGAAGCAGCGAGGCAACAACACGCCCACUCUCCUCCAUGGUUUUACAAGUCCUACUUGGGCCGCAUGUCGCGUGACGGCCGAUACCUUAACGGGCCUCCUUCUAUUCCCGGAAGGUGUCUGGAUGGAAAGAGCAACUUGGUUUGCAGUGAGGCUGGGCUUCGUGCUAGAGCUUUUCCUGUGAGUGGAUUUGCUAGAGAAGAUGUUGAGCCUCAUCACCGUCACAAGGGAUUAGGCUUGGAUUUGCAUCUGUAGUGGUCUUGGACCAGAUAUGCAUCUAUUUUUAGCCUCUCUUGUAAUGAAUCUGUGCUGUGGUUUCCUCAAAAAUAUGAAGAAGGAAAGCCUAGAAGUUGCAGGCGGUACACUUUCCAACUUCCAGAAUUACUAUAUAUAGUUCAUCUUCAAAUUUUUCUUUU